Molecule: messenger RNA, 1968 nt
Organism: Myxocyprinus asiaticus (Chinese sucker)
Lineage: Eukaryota; Metazoa; Chordata; Actinopteri; Cypriniformes; Catostomidae
Gene: cth
Product: cystathionase (cystathionine gamma-lyase)
Exons: 12
Coding region: 122-1336 (404 amino acids)
Biological process (GO): transsulfuration
Cellular component (GO): cytoplasm
Molecular function (GO): cystathionine gamma-lyase activity; pyridoxal phosphate binding
Source: RefSeq, a predicted model, not a curated record
AGGCGUAGUUGUCAUCAUACCUUCCUGUUUAGUGUAACAUUUUAUGUAAGGAAGAGCGGUUCACUCUUCUGUGAUCUCAGGGACCUGGUAUCUCACAUACUCAGCCACAUCCGGACUACACAUGGCUUCACACAUGCAGAACGACAGCUCAGCCGGCUUUCUACACGGGUUCAAGUCAUUCGCCACAGAUGCCAUCCACGUUGGUUCAGAACCGGAGCAAUGGAGCUCUAUGGCUGUAGUGCCUCCAAUUUCAUUAUCUACCACGUUUAAACAACAUGGUCCUGGAAAACAUGGGGGUUUUGAGUACAGCAGAAGUGGAAAUCCCACAAGAAACUGUCUUGAAAGAGCAGUCGCUGCUUUGGAUGGUGCACAAUACUGCCUCGCUGUUGCCUCUGGGUUGGCUGCUACUUUGACCAUCACACAUCUUUUUAAGGCUGGAGAUGGAAUUCUGUCAAUGAAUGAUGUUUAUGGAGGAACAAACCGCUAUUUCAGAAAAAUAGCUGCAGAAGUGGGUCUUGAUGUCUCUUUUGCUGACCUCACAAAGCUUGAGGUGUUAAAGGCAGCUUUAAAACCAAAUACAAAGAUGGUUUGGAUUGAAACUCCCACAAACCCUACUAUGAGGGUAGUGGACAUUCAGGCCUGUGCAGACAUUGUUCAUGAGCACAACAAGGACACAAUUGUUGUUGUAGACAACACUUUUAUGUCAGCCUACUUCCAGCGCCCACUGGCUCUUGGAGCGGACAUCUGCAUGUACUCAGCUACAAAAUACAUGAAUGGACACAGCGAUGUUGUCAUGGGGCUGAUUUCUGUCAAACGUGAAGACCUCUAUGAACGACUGAAGUUUUUGCAGAAUGCACUAGGAGCGGUGCCUUCUCCAUUUGACUGCUAUAUGUGCAAUCGCGGUCUGAAGACACUUCACCUAAGAAUGAAGCAGCACUUUAAGAAUGCACUGGCUGUGGCACAGUUUCUGGAGGCUGACCCAAGGGUGGACAAAGUCAUCUUCCCAGGACUUCCAUCACACCCUCAACAUGAGCUAACAAAGAAACAGUGCACUGGCUGUCCUGGGAUGAUCACCUUCUACAUCAAAGGGAAACUGGAUCAUGCCACAACUUUCCUCAGCAAUCUGAAGUUGUUUGCACUUGCUGAAAGUCUUGGUGGUUAUGAGAGUCUAGCUGAGCACCCAGCGAUUAUGACUCAUGCUUCAGUGUGUGAAAAUGAGAGGAAGGCGCUGGGAAUCAGUGAUACACUCAUUCGUCUGUCUGUGGGCCUGGAGGAUGAGGAAGAUAUUAUUGCAGAUCUAGAUCAAGCCCUCAGUGCUGCUCAUCCAAAAAAAUGAGAGGCAAAUCAAGAUUUGGAACGACAGUGAUUCCACAUCUGGACGAGACCAGGACCCUUUUUUCUGGGACAUUAUUAAUUUGCUUAAAGUGUAUGACAGUUAUGCUUGCAAAACUUUGAUUGCUUUUGUCAGGGAACAAAUAUACUCAACAAACUCCGCUAUUUCAUGGAUCAGCUAAUUUGCCAUGUUUUCAUUUAAAAUACAGGAAAUAUUCAGAUGACAUUAUAUUCUGAAUUAACUUUUGCUGCUUUUGCGUUUCUAUCUUUUUUUAAUUAUUGCUUGGUGAGGUUGUGGGGUGCUAACCAAGACCGUCUCCACAACUAUUAAAGUUUUAAUGGGAAUAUGUAUGGACUGCAAGGGAAUUCUGGUAUCAUGCAAAUCAUUAUUUAUAAUUAAUUUAUUCUGUAUUGGAAUCAACAAAUGGUUUAUUCUAAAAAAGGUGCAAUGCACAAGUGCACAAUAAGAGUCUUUCUGCAUCAAGAUGCACAGUCACCUCAUAACACUGAAAAUCACAUCUAUUGCUUACAUUUUAAAUUGAUCUUGCCUAAAUGCUUGAUUCUUUUCAGUUGUGAAAGGGUCAUGUUUGAUCUUUCUUUGUGCUGCUAGACCCAUUAAAAGCCAUUUGUAGUCUC